Molecule: messenger RNA, 945 nt
Organism: Gongylonema pulchrum
Lineage: Eukaryota; Metazoa; Nematoda; Chromadorea; Rhabditida; Gongylonematidae
Source: the annotation of a GenBank genome assembly
CGCAAAUGUGUCGUCUCAACGAAUAUUGCCGAGACGUCACUCACAAUUGAUGGCGUUGUUUUCGUGAUUGACCCAGGAUUUUCGAAGCAGAAGGUGUAUAAUCCACGAAUUCGCGUUGAAUCGUUGCUGGUUUGUCCAAUUUCGAAGGCAUCCGCAAUGCAACGUGCUGGCCGAGCCGGACGAACAAAACCCGGCAAAUGCUUCCGCCUAUAUACAGAGAAAGCGUAUAAAAAUGAGAUGAACGAUCAAACAUACCCUGAAAUUUUGAGGUCAAAUCUGGGAACAGUAGUGCUGCAGCUAAAAAAGCUAGGAGUCGAAGAUCUUGUGCACUUCGAUUUCAUGGACCCACCAGCUCCCGAAACUCUGAUGCGUGCUCUUGAGAUGUUAAAUUAUUUGGCUGCCAUUGAUGACAAUGGUGAGCUAACACAGCUGGGUUCACUGAUGGCCGAAUUUCCACUCGAUCCACAGCUUGCCAAAAUGGUCAUCGCAUCCACCGAGCUGAAUUGUUCCAACGAAAUACUGAGCGUCACUGCUAUGCUUUCAGUGCCGCAAUGUUUUGUGCGACCAGCUGAAGCUAAGAAGGCAGCGGAUGAAGCAAAAGCACGAUUUGCUCACAUUGAUGGUGAUCAUUUGACGCUCCUGAAUGUCUACCAUGCUUUUAAGCAAAAUCACGAAGAAGUGCAGUGGUGCUAUGACAACUUCAUAAAUUACCGAGCUUUGAAAAAUGCGGACAACGUACGGACACAGCUCGCACGUAUUAUGGAUAAAUUCAGCCUGAAACGAGUAUCCACAGAUUUUAAAAGCAAGGACUAUUACAUCAACAUUAGAAAAGCGCUGGUCGCUGGAUUUUUCAUGCAGGUUGGAAUUAAUUGCUUAGUAGUAAUGACAACUAUAGUAAUAACUAAAAGCAGUGGUAAUAACAAUAAUAAUAAUAGCAAUAAUAAU